Messenger RNA from Fraxinus pennsylvanica, 3672 nucleotides. The record is from the annotation of a GenBank genome assembly. Lineage: Eukaryota; Viridiplantae; Streptophyta; Magnoliopsida; Lamiales; Oleaceae.
AUGCGAGUCCUCGUUCGCCCCUCGAAUCCCACACCUCCAGUCCCACCACCGGAUCCCCCUCAAAAUGGUGUCGUCGUUGUGGGGUUUAUUGGAAGACGUCACGAGGACGUGGCCCAGCUUAUGAACCGAAUCAUUGACUCCAAUGUGGUCGGCUCGGGAAAUUUGGACAAGCCAUUCCGCAUCGAAGAUGAAAAGAAUAACGCGGAGAUAAAGAAAUGGUUGGAAAGCAGGAAAUUGAGUUUUUUUCAUGACGAGGACAAGGGAAUUCUGUACUUGCAGUUUGCCUCUGCUCGGUGUCCAGUAAUGGAUGGUUCGUUGGAAUCCCAGUUCGGGUUGGAUUCGGUUUUCGAGGACCAAGAGCUUGGGGAUCUUCAGGGGUUGCUCUUUAUGUUCUCUGUUUGUCACAUAAUUAUACUUAUCCAAGAGGGAUCACGCUUUGAUACUAAGAUUUUGAAGAAGUUUCGAGUGUUGCAAGCUGCUAAACAUGCAAUGGCUCCAUUUGUGAAAUCACAAAACAUGGAGCCAGUUACAUCUGGGUUACAUUCUUCAUCUUCACGAAUCUCUCUCUCUGGAGCAUCACCAAACAAUCCUUCUCCUUCUAAAAGCCGAGGCAUUUUAAAUCGUAAUGCUUCAACAAUCACACUAAUGUCCGGUUUAGGGUCAUACUCCGCUUUGCUACCUGGACAAUGCACUCCUGUUAUACUUUUUGUUUUUCUUGAUGAUUUUUCUGAUAUUCACGAAAGUGGUAAUCUGGAAGAGCAUACAGAGACCUCUUCAUUAAACCAGUCAUUAAGUUUGAAUAGUUUGGCUAGACCAACCAUGACCACGAAAGGAUCUGGGUCAGUUGUUGUGCUUGCAAGACCUGUAAAUAAAAUUGAGGGUGGACCAAGGAAGAAAUUGCAGUCAUCCCUAGAGGGACAGAUUCGUUUUUCAAUAAAAAAAUGUCGGACACUUUCGGGUUCUGAAACCAGCCAUGCUGGGUCAAGAAAUGGAGGCAUUUCUAGUUUGGCUCCUCUGUUUUCCCUUGACGCAUCAAAGGCUGUAGCACUUGUAGAUGUUUGUUUAAAUCAAAGCGGUGAAUCUCUUGAGUUUGCCAUUGGCAUUAUAGAAGAUAUAUUGAACGGGAAGAUGACUUCAGAUACUCUUUUGCUUGAAAGCCACAGCCAGAGUGCAAACAGAGAGGACAUUCUAUCUGUGAAGGAGUUCAUCUAUAGACAGUCUGAUAUCCUGAGAGGGAGAAGCAGCUUGGUCACUAGCACUACCAGUAGCUCAGCUGCUGGUGUUGGCAUGGUUGCCGUUGCUGCAGCUGCAGCUGCUGCCUCAGCCUCAGCUGCUUCUGGAAAAUCAUUCACUGCUCCUGAGCUUCCAAGUUUGGAGAUCUGGUUAUCUUCCUGUCAGCUUAUUCUACAUAGAAUUCUUUCAGCGAGACAUGGGUGUAAGGAUAAAACUGAAAUCAAUCCAUCCGGAGAAAAUGCACACAAAGCUUCGGAUCCUUUAGAGUCUGCAGUAUCUUAUUUGGAGAGUGGUAUAGGACUGAACACUAAGUUUUCCACUUCGUGGUGCCAAAAGGCUUUUCCAGUUGCUAAAGAGGUUUAUUUAAAUGAAUUGCCCCCUUGUUAUCCAAGUUGUCAGCACGAGGCUCAUUUGAAGAAAGCUCUGCAUGCAUUUAAUUCAAUGGUCAAGGGACCUGCUGUGCAGCUUUACCUGAAAAAAUUGGAGGAUGAAUGCACAUCCAUCUGGAGUUCUGGAAGGCAACUAUGUGAUGCAGUUAGUCUGACAGGAAAACCAUGCAUGCACCAAAGGCAUGACCAGAAAACGCUUUUGGAAGACGAUUUCAAGCCUCAUUCCAGUGGCUAUGUAUUCCUCCAUGCGUGUGCCUGUGGUCGUUCUAGGCGACUGCAACCAGAUCCUUUUGAUUUCGAAACAGCUAAUGUUACAUACAGUUGUUUUCCUGACUGUGAAAAGCUUCUUCCAGCCGCUCAACUUCCCCGAGCGAGCAUUAAAGACCCAAUUCAACCUUCAGCAUGGUGUUUGGUCCGAAUUGGGGGUGCAAGGUACUAUGAGCCUUCUAAAGGUUUAUUCCAGAGUGGUUUCUGUGCAACUGAGAAGUUUCUUAUGAAGUGGACUAUGUUUCUUGAGAAGCAAGAAGGCACAAAUCAUUCACCACGAAAUGUUUUGGAGCAAGUUUCCUUAAAUAGGUCAGGUAACAACAUAAAGGCUGAAGCUGUUGCAGAAGCAGAAACCAAGACGUCUGGUUCUGCUCAGUUGCAAACUGGUAGAAUACAAGGUGGAGGUGGAAUGCUAAAAAGGCCCUCUUCUGAUAAUAUCAAAGUUGAUGAUAAAGACAUCAGUUUUGGUAGAGGGUUAUCCAACUUCACAAUGAGAAAACCGUUUUCUGAAGUUGUUGCUGGAUCAGCUGCUACAAACUCUGGUUUUCCUCCACUUCUAUCGAGAAAACCACCUCUACCAGAUGCAGAAAAGGGUGUCAAGCAACAUGGUGCAAGAUACAGGGAUACGGAGAAAAUUAGUGGAACUGCUCAUAAUCAAGAAUCUCAAAAAGUUGACAAUACUCCUGCCACUGGUGAAUCACUGAAUGGUAAUGAGACUGUUGUUGAUGGAUAUGGAGCUGGUAAUCCAUCUUUAAUUGAAAGGAGCAAUGUAGUUCCUGUAAAUAUGAAUGGCAGCGACAAGGUUAAAGUGCCCACUCCUUUGAAGCAUGUCACUAUGUAUGUUGGGUUUGAACAUGAGUGCCCUCGUGGGCACCGGUUUAUAUUGACUCAAGAUCAUCUCAAUGAACUUGGUUCUCCUUAUGCAGUGCCUGAAAAGUCUGUUUUCCCUUCAACAGUGGGAAAUUCUGACCACAAAGAAGAUCCUGCAAAUUUGGGUAAAAUAGGUGGCCAUGGUAAAACACGGAGACCGUCAAAUGGGGUAGUUUCUGGUGGUAGCGGUAAGGCAAGAACCUUGGAGAAGUCAAAAGGGAGAGUAGCUAACCAACAAUUGUAUAAUGACAAGCAUAUGCAAUAUGCAAGACCACCAAAAGAGCACAUUGGCGUUUCAGCAGUUGCUGCUUCUGUGAAAGAUCUUGAAUCUAGCCUUCAACCUGCUGCUCUUGACGAUGGUGGAUGUGCCUUCUCAAUGUUGAAUAGAAGUUUACCGGUAUAUAUGAACUGUCCGCACUGCAAGGACUCAAUGAACAAGAAAGAUCCGUCCAAUAAUAAAUUUGCCAGUGCUGUUUCACAGCUGCAGAGGAUCUUUGUGGUCACACCGCCAUUUCCGGUAAUUUUGGCAGCAGGCCCAGUUAUACAAUUUGAGGCAUCGUGCUUACCUACCUCUGUUCUUGACCGUGAAAAAGAACUACAAUUCAGCAUGGGUUGUCAAAUGAUUUUGCCUCCGGAUAGUUUCCUCUCACUGAAGCUACCUUUUGUUUAUGGUGUACAACUGGAGGAUGGAAGUCUGCAUUCUCUUAAACCUUCUGAACAUCAACCGCAUAUGACUGCCUGGAUUACCAAAGGAACAACCUUGCAAGUCGUGUCGAAAAUCAGUCCUGAUCAAGGAAGACUGGUAUUAAAGGAAUCAGCAUCUGGAGUUUCCAACUUGAACCCGUUGAGUUUCAAUGGGUUGAAGCUUCAGCUUCAGAUUUUACUCGAGGCUACUGGUAGCAAGUUACCGUAA